AAAAGAACAGCACUUGCUGGAGGUUAACCUUCUGUCACUCAACAUUUCUUGGAAAAGGGAAACCCAUGACGCUCGGCGUUCUGUUGAGUCGCGUCGCGUCGCGUCGCUGCAGAGCAGAUGAGCCGAUCCACUCACAAUGACAGAGUGAGACGCAAACACACCUGUCAUUCUCACACACGGAAGAGCGCGGCACGGAGUGAAACAUGUCGGGACAGUAAACACUCGAGCUUCAUAAUGGUCACACAGAUCUGUGAAUGUUGCGUUUGAUCGCUUCAUGACCUCGCGUCGCGUUCAUUAGACAGCGAAGAUGAGAGCUGUGUUGCGUCUCUUCUCCACAGCUCUUAUUCUCUCUCUGGUUUUGUGUGAGUCUCCUGAUGCUGAUGGGACUCAUCCUGGAGACUUUGUGCAGUUUGGAAAUGUUCUUGACAGCGUGAUGGACAAAUGUAAUGUACAGGUGCAGUAUAACUGCUCUGCUGCCUGUCGAAUAGGGGUCGAAAUUGUCAUUUCUACCCCAAGAAGGACAGGAGUGGUAGUCUACAGAAGGACUUGGACUAACCAUAAGGGAUUGGGAAAACCCAGAUCCAGAACAGUUCAUCUAUCGUUUCCUCCAGCUGUGGUAUACCGCAGAGACUUUUUUGUCAGGCGACCACUGGAGACAUGUGAUGUGGUGCUGAGGGCCUGGAUGGUUCAUCUUUUUGAAAAUGAAAUUGGUGGCAGCCAUGAUAAAGCAUAUGACCAAUCUCUUGCGAGAACUUCUAUAUUUUUGAGGACUCUUCCACUCCCGGAGCGUCCAGUAUAUCCACAGACAAGUUCGGUCUCAUGGGGUGCAUGGCUGAUGUGGCAGCUGACCAAAGAUACUGUGAGGAAAUGUCCACAUGAGUCAGACAUUGUGGAUAUCCUGACCUUUCCAUUUGCGAGCACCGGUGAGAGGUUUGGUGUGAUACACAAAUUCUCCUCCUUUAGUAACAGAGAUCUAGAAUGGAGACGUAUCCUUGCUUUCAAAGAGCCAAGGGUGACUCUCUCAGUGUGGCUGUACUUGUUGAGCUGGUGCAGCCAGUCCUUGUGUGGUAUAGUCAAGAAUGUUAAUGAAUACAGGAACUAUGGGAGUCCACUUAUCAUGCUGUCUGACACAGGUGAUAUAGUGGUGCAGGUGCAAAUGUUGGAUGGAGAGGGGAAGGCAUUUACAGCACAUGCAGCUUUACCCCUCCAUACCUGGAUCCGUCUGGACGCUUUCUUUCAGGUGUCAGAGGCGAAACUCACAAUUACAAAGAUCUUACCUGGAGAACAGACUUUGGAGACCACUCAUUCUUUUGAUUUUCGUCAGCCGGUUCAAUUCAAUGACACAUCAGGGUAUUUCGUGAUUGGUGGAUGCAGCUACUUGCAAGGGUUUCAUGGCUAUAUUGGACCAAUCAGAUACUAUCGUUUAGGCACAGAAAACGUGACAAACCCCCUGUCCCCUGUUAGGACACUAAAGGAGCUGGACAGAAUCCACAGACACUGUGAGGAAAUGAGCCAUGUUACUGAAUACUAUCUGCAAGCACUGAGACAAAACCAAGACCUCUCUAGAGAUGUUUGUGAGUCUUAUUAUGGAGGCCUUAAGAGGACGUUUGGUCACAGGGAAUGCACUCAGACUUGGUCUUGGGACCAGCAAAGAAGAUUCAACCUCACCUUGAGGCUUCUAGAAGAACAUCAGGAGCUCAUAAAAGGUCUGGGCAACAGCAGCCGACAUUUGCUAAGUCUAGGCCGAGUGAUCUUCCAGGAUGCUGUAAAGACAAUAGCUAAAGCAGAGGCAUCUGAUGGUGGUCUAGAAGUCAUGUCCAGUGUUAUUGAGCAGCUUCAGGUGUCCUCCUGCUGGGGUCACCAGCACUCCUCUCUCCUGCUCGCUACCCUGUUCCUGGCCGGCCUGGGCGUCCCAGUGGACCUGGAGCAGGGUCAUGUGUAUAGUUUGAUAGGCGGUGUCUCUGAUGACCGUCUCGCUCUGAUGCAUUUGGGAUACAAGCACAUGCAGGGUCUGGACGGUUUCCCUAAAGACCAGAACACUGCAUAUGGUUACUUCGCCAACAUCGGCAAACAGACCAGCAUCGACCGCGAUAAAGUACAAGACUCUUGGCAAACUCCCACAGAACAUGUUCAUUUAAACAAUGACGAUGAGCUGCACACUCAAACGGGCGAGAUGGGCGACAUUGUGCAGUAUAUGAAACACCAGGCUGACAGAGGAGAUAUAGAAUCUCAGAAAACUCUGGCCAGGAUGCUUCUAUGGGGCAGUAAUGGGGUGGAGAAAGACAUUCGAGCAGCAGUCACGUGGUACGCCAGAAGCGCCCUGCAGAUGAUCGAUCCCUCUGCCAUGUACGACUACGCCAUUCUCCUCCUAAAGGGCACAGGAGUGAAGAAGAACCGAACGCUUGGCCUUGAGCUUCUGGAGAAAGCUGCCGACAUGGGUUCAGUAGAAGCUCUGAAUGGCAUCGGAUGGUACUACAGUAUCAUAGUGAAGGACAAAACAAAGGCCUUUCGAUACUUUGAGUUGGCGGCUCAGAAUGGCAGUCGUGAUGGGCUCUUCAAUGUGGGCAUCUACUAUUUAAAUGGUGACAAUCCUGACAAACCAGACAGGAAUGAGACUGCUGCGUUCCAGUACUUCUUUGAUGCAGCUCAGUUGGGUCACGUGGAGGGCGCUUUGCAGUCGGCAUUGUUUCUCUCCACUGGAUCUGUACAGGGAGUGCCGAGAGAUCCAGACAAAGCUGUGCUGCUGUUAAAGCAAGUCAUUGAGAUGAAUGGACACCUGGGUUUCAUGGUUAAAGAUGCUCUUCAGACUUAUCAAAGAGGAUCAUGGGAUGAAGCGUUGGUGAAAUAUGCCAUGCUAGCAGAAACUGGUCUUGGUGUGGCACAGCACAACGCCGCCCAUCUGUGUGAGCUGUUAGAUCACACUUCUGCCUGUCAGUGGAGGUACCACAACUACUCCACCUACAACCACAUCCCUCAGGAAGCUGGUUUGUUGCGGAUGGGAGAUUAUUACAGUGAACUGGCUGAUAUGGUGAAGGCCAUAGACAUGUACAGUACAGCAGCAGUGCAUGGCAGUGCUCAGGGCCUCUUUAAUCUGGCCAUGUUAAUUGAAGAGGGUUAUGAAGUUCCUGAUAUCAUUCUGGAUCAGAUGGGACUCUCAGAUGCACACACUGUGAGCCGGAGCGCUGUGGUGGCAGAUCUAUUAUCCAGGUGCACAGCGUUUGAGGAGAGGGACGUGACUCCAUGUUCACUAGUGCUGUGGAGGAUGGAGCUGCUGCGAGCGUGGAGAGACUUCACACACAGCUCUGUUCAGCUGACGCUGGCCUGCGGGAUCUUCGCCACACUCACAGUUUUUGUAUUAGCUGUGCUGUUACGAACUCUUCUGGCAUGCUACCACGCGCUGUACCUGUCAACCAGCCAAUCAGCAGAGAGACAUAAUGCACCUGAACGUGCCGGGCAGGACAUCAGCGACAGUCCACUGGGGACCAGAACAGAAAAUCAACGGCAGAGAGACCAGACUACUGUUGAACACAAUCACCUUUCAGUGCAGGAAACGUCUGAUUUAAUCGUGACAGUGACUGGAGUGUGUGCAUGUGUCAUCUUCAUCAUGUUCAUUUCCCAUCUGCUUUGAAAAGAACUAUCCUUCAAUAGGUUUUACAUCAGCCAUCGCUAUCGAUCAACACUCUUCAACUCAGGUCACUGCAGGACAACUAACCCAGUUCAUAUGCACCUUAAGUUGCUUUGGAUAAAAGCGUGAACAAAAUGGCCAGUCAGUUUCCCAGUAAACUGUGUUGUUUGCACUUCCUUUUGGUGAAAUAAAGUUUGAAUACCAGAGCAUUUGCAGUGCAAAUAAAUGUCAGAUGAUA
Molecule: messenger RNA, 3863 nt
Organism: Carassius auratus (goldfish)
Lineage: Eukaryota; Metazoa; Chordata; Actinopteri; Cypriniformes; Cyprinidae
Product: protein sel-1 homolog 3
Exons: 23
Coding region: 308-3628 (1106 amino acids)
Molecular function (GO): protein binding
Source: RefSeq, a predicted model, not a curated record